This is a messenger RNA of Hippoglossus stenolepis (Pacific halibut), 6799 nucleotides long. It is a transcript of the gene tecta, whose product is annotated as tectorin alpha. Lineage: Eukaryota; Metazoa; Chordata; Actinopteri; Pleuronectiformes; Pleuronectidae. Bases 10 to 6612 code for a protein of 2200 amino acids. Gene Ontology annotation, biological process: cell-matrix adhesion. The record is from RefSeq and is a predicted model, not a curated record. The transcript has 24 exons. Gene Ontology annotation, molecular function: protein binding.
UCGUCUCACAUGGGACCAAUGGUCAGGCUAGGCUGUCCAAUCAUUGUGCUCCACUUCUUCACCAUCUUUGCACAAACAGCUAGUACUCAGGAUAUCCUGUAUCCAUAUGGACCCGGCCAUAGGGAUCUUGAGACCCCCAAGAUGGAUGAUGGGAGUUCUCCAGAAAUUAGCUUGCUCAUUCCCUUUGUCUUCUUCAACAUCCCCUACCGUUCCAUCUAUGUGAACAACAACGGUGUGAUCUCCUUCAACGUGCAGGUUAGCCAGUUCACACCAGAGGCUUUUCCGCUGAGCGAUAGCAGAUCAUUCAUUGCUCCACUUUGGGCAGAUGUGCACAACGGCAUCCGCGGAGAUGUCUAUUACAGAGAAUCCACUGAACGAGAAAUACUGGAAAGGGCAACGCAAGAUGUCCGGAAGUACUUCAAAAAUGUGCCCACCUUCACCGCUACCUGGGUCUUUAUUGCAACAUGGCACCAAGUCACCUUCUAUGGAGGAAGCCAGACAACCCCAGUGAACACAUUCCAAACGGUACUAAUCUCAGAUGGCGGAGCAUUCUUCACCAUGUUCAACUAUGGAGAAAUCGUAUGGAGCACAGGAACAGCCAGUGGUGGAGAUCCUUUAACAGGACUUGGUGGGACAACAGCUCAGUCAGGUUUUAAUGGUGGAGACAUUGGUCACUUCUUCAACCUGCCAGGAUCCCGGUCAAAUGAAGUAGUGAACAUUGAACAAUCAACCAAUGUAAACAUUCCUGGACGCUGGUUCUUCCGUGUUGACACUGAAUUGAUCGAUCCUGCCAAUGGCUGCAGCUACAAUGGGCGUUUCUACAGACGAGGGGAAAACUUCUGGUUGUCUGAUCAGUGCUUACAGCGAUGCCGCUGCCUCGACAUUGACAACGAGGUUCAGUGCCAAGAAGCUCCAUGCGGGCAGCUGGAGACCUGCGAGCAGCAGGAAGGGGCAUUUUACUGCCAGCCGACCCGCACCAGCACCUGUGUGGUAUUCGGCGACCCUCACUACCACACCUUCGAUGGCUUCCUCUAUCACUUCCAGGGUACCUGCUCCUACCUGCUGGCUCGACCCUGCUGGGAGGUGACAGGACUGCCCUUCUUCAGUGUGGAGGCAAAAAAUGAGAACAGGGGAAUUGCCUCUGUUUCCUGGCUCAGAGAUGUCACAGUGGAAGUCUAUGGUCACCGUGUCAUGUUACCCAAAGGCAGUUUGGGAACAGUCCAGGUGGAUGGCUUGACAAAAACUUUACCUGUCCAACUCCAGCUUGGUGCUAUCAGGGUGUAUCAAUCAGGCGUUGCAGUUGCUUUGGAAACAGAUUUUGGCCUCUUGGUAACGUACGAUGGCCAACAUUAUGCAUCCAUCUCCCUACCCAGCUCCUACUUCAACAACACUUGUGGCCUUUGUGGUAACUACAACGAUGACCCUGCGGAUGAUCCUGUACUUCCUGAUGGCUCUUUAGCAGAAAGCGUGGUGGAGUUGGGAGGCAGCUGGCGAGCGGAGGACACAGACUGGAGGUGCACAGAUGGCUGCACACAAAACUGCAGCGUGUGUGACCCUCUGACAGAAGCCUUCUAUUUUCGCCCAGACUACUGUGGGAUCAUCAACAAAACCGAUGGACCUUUCAGGGAUUGCCGAGCAGUAGUGGACCCCACAGCCUUCGUGUAUAGUUGUGUAUAUGACAUGUGCAGCAACAGGGAUAACAUCACCACACUCUGUCAGGCCAUCCAGGCAUAUGCUCUUGCCUGUCAGGCCCUAGGCGUAACGAUACGAUCCUGGAGAUCUCGAACCUUCUGCGCGUUGUCAUGUCCGCAGCACAGCCAUUACCAAGUGUGCACAAGUGCCUGCCCGGCCUCCUGUUCGGACCUCACCGCUCCCCUGUACUGUGCCCACCCUUGCACUGAGGGCUGCCAGUGUGAUGUAGGUUAUGUUCUCAGUGGCAGCCGCUGUGUACAGCGUGAGGACUGUGGCUGUGAGAGUAAUGGCCUCUAUUACCCCCUUAAUGAGACGUUCUGGGCAGGGCACAGUGGUGAAGAAGGUGAAUGUUUCCUCCACUGCACCUGUGGGCCUGCUGGGGAGGUCUCCUGCGCCAAUGCGUCCUGUAAGGAGGGUGAAGUAUGUGUGGCAGAAGUGGGCCGUCUGGGCUGCUACCCUCGGAGGGAGGGAGUGUGCGCAAUCACCGAGACCUCGGUGUCAUCCUCCUUUGAUGGCACCUUCUUGCUGUUCCCAGAUGACAGCUCCUAUUACCUUCUGAAGCUGUGUGGUGCAGUGCCAGCUAAUGGCUCCAUGGUGGAGGUGAAGAUAGGCAGGAAGCUGGUAAACAAAGGCCCCUCUUGGAAAAGACCUGUGGUAGUUACAGUGGCUAACCUUGAAGCUCAGAUCGGAGGGAUAGAUUUUGACACAGUAAAGGUGAAUGGUGAACAAGUUGCACUUCCUUACGUCCAUCCAAUGGAGACAAUGAUGAUCUACAGGGCGCCAGGCAAUGCCACAGUGGUGGAGGCACGUGGUCUUCUUCGUGUUCACUACAACCGCCAGGGAUACCUCAACAUCUCCCUCUCCACCAUAUUCUACAAUGUUACUUGUGGUCUAUGUGGUGUCUUCAAUAGCAAUGCCACUGACGAUCUCCGCCUCCCUAAUGGACGCCUGGCAGACUCUACUGAACAGUUCACAGACGGCUGGCGGGCCAUUGCUGAUGACCUCACCUGUAAUGGUGACUGUGAUGACCUGUAUCGCAUGUGCACAGACUUGCGUCUCUACCAGAGUCCUUGGAUGUGUGGCAACAUCAACGACCCUGGGAACAGUUCAUUUCUGGCGUGUCAUGCAGUGGUCAACCCGUCACCAUUCUUCAGGAACUGCUUAUAUAACAUGUGUGUAAAGGAGGGGAACCGUUCAGCUCUGUGUUCUUCACUGCAGGCUUAUUCCACUGCAUGUCAGGAUGCUCACAUAGGCCUCAGUUCCUGGAGGAGUGCUACCAAUUGUCCUCUUCCCUGUCCAGAGAACAGUCAUUUUGACGAGUGCACCAACGCCUGCCCUCUGACCUGUGCCAACUUGGAUGAACUUGAAGAGCCGUGUCCUCUGCCAUGCCAGGAGGGGUGUCAGUGUGAGGAAGGCUUUGCGCUGCGGGACGGCCUGUGUGUGGCACGCAGUGACUGUGGCUGCAUUAGCCACGGGCGCCAGCUGGCCACUAAUCAGACUUUCUGGACAGAUUGGGAAUGCCAGGAGCGCUGCUACUGCAAUGGCUCUGACAACAGUGUAUACUGUCAGCUCGCACCCUGUCACCCUGAGGAGUACUGCCAGGAGAACGACGGCCUUUAUUUCUGCCAGCCGCGCACUGAGGCCCUGUGUGUGGCGGCUGGUUAUGGACAUUUUCUGCCCUUUGGUGGUGUACCAUUUGAGCUGCAGAGCUCUUGUACUCUUAGGAUGGCCACCACCAACUGUGGAAGGGAGAACAUGGACCAUACUGCCGUCUCUGGAACUUUUCCCCAGUUCAAGUUGGCAGCUCGGAACGAGGAAAGGGACACAGGCUCGGCCAUUUGGGUGACGGGCUUCGUACUGGAGGUCUAUGAGUAUGAGAUUGAAGUCUCUCGAACCUACAAAAACACGGUUACGGUGAAUAUGGAGCGUUUGUACCUUCCUCUGAAGCUGGGCCCAGGAAAGGUCAGCGUCUUCAUCUUGGGCAAACAGCUCAUCCUGGAGACAGACUUUGGCUUGAAGGUGGCCUUUGACUGGAACACUCUCCUCCUGCUGACUUUGCCCCGAAACCUCUACAACGCCUCCUGUGGCCUCUGCCAGGGCAUGCCCUUAUCCCCCCCCACCCUCACCACCACUGACUGGGGCAUGGCGUGGGCAGAGAGGGACACCUUCUGCCAGGUGGGCUGUGGAGACUCGUGCCAGCGCUGUGGCCUGGGAGAGAAAAGUGUCCUAAACGACGCCCCACUCAUGGUGGCUAAUGCCAACAUGAACAUGGGCACAGACAAUGGGACAAAUGAAGUGAACACAGGCAUACGUUUCCACAUGGGAGAUGGACUGUAUGUGUUUGUGGAGCCUGAGGCAGUGAGGCUGUGUGGGCUAAUUGCGGAUCGAGGAGGUGCGUUUGCACGCUGUCACAGCAAGGUGGCGCCAGCCUUCUUUUAUCAAGGCUGCCUCCAGGACACCUGCAUGGACCAGGGGGCCAGGGAUACAAUAUGUAACUGGCUGCAGAUCUAUGCCAGCACCUGUCAGACCCAAGGAGUGCCUGUACCCGGCUGGAGGAGCGAUACACCAUGUGUCCAGAGCUGUCCGCCAAACAGCCAUUACUCCAGUUGCGUGUCGGUCUGCCCGCCCCAGUGCGCCCCCGCCCGUGGCCAGAGGGACUGCAGCCAGGAGUGUGUGGAGGGCUGCCAGUGCGACCAGGGCUACGUGCUCAACGGCAAGAGCUGCAUACUGUCUCAGAACUGUGGCUGCUACACCGAUGGCAAGUACUACGAGCCCAAGCAGCUGUUUUGGAAUAGCGACUGCACCAAACGCUGCCAGUGCAUCGGAAGAAACCUGAUCCAGUGCGACCCGAGGCGCUGUAAGGCGGAGGAAGAGUGCACCCUGCGGUACGGAGUUCGGGGCUGUUUUGCGCGCCGCUUGCAGCACUGCGUGGCCUCGGGCGGCGGGGUCUUCAGGACCUUCGAUGGGGCGUCGCUGCGACUCCCGGCCUCCUGCUCCUUCGUCCUGUCGACCAACUGUCACAAACUGCCCGACCUCUCCUUCCAGCUCAUCGCUAACUUCGAUAAGUGGAGCACACCCAACCUCACCACCAUCUCUCAUGUCUAUCUCUACAUCAAUGAGGAGAAUAUACUCGUGUCUGGCAGCACAAUCAAGGUCAAUGGUACACCGGUGUCGGUGCCAUUCCUCACAGGGCUGAUGACACGUCUGUCCACAUCUGAAGGCUUCAUCGUCAUCGACACACCGCAGGACAUCCAGGUUCGGUACAACCGCUUCAACACCCUGAGCAUCACGAUGGGCCAGCGGCUGCAGAACAAGGUGUGUGGCCUUUGUGGUAAUUUCAACGGAGACGCCAGCGACGACUACAUCACCUCGAGAGGCAAGCCGGCCGUCAGCGCCCUGGAGCUGGCCCAGAGCUGGAAGACCAACGGUAUGCAGAACAGUUGUGAUGAGACCCAGUACGUGGCUCUGGCCCAGUCAUGUGACAACACAGCGGUGCUGGCGCUGCAAGGUGAAGACGCCUGUCAGAAGCUCACCCAGGUGAAGGGCUUCUUCCAGCCGUGCCAUGGCUUGCUGGACCCCCGGCCCUUCUACCAGUCCUGUUACCUGGACGGCUGCUACAACCACCGCAAGGCUCAGGUGUGUGGCUCGCUGGCGGCCUACGCCGAGGCCUGCCGCUCCCUGGGCACCCUCACCACCAAGUGGAUCACCCAGGAGAACUGCUCAGAAUGGAUCUAUGACCCCUGUGCAGGAGAGAUCUGCACAAACUUCACCUGUGAGCUGGAGAACGGAGGCGACCUGUGCGGCUGUCCAGAGUUACCCACCAGCACUGGAGGUGAUGAUGACAUCAUACAGGCAGAGGUGAUGUGUAAACAUGCGCAGAUGGAGGUUUCCAUCUCCAAGUGUAAACUCUUCCAGCUGGGCUUCGAGCGAGAGGACGUGCGGGUCAACGACGAGCACUGCGCCGGCAUCGAGGGCGAGGACUUCAUCUCGUUCCGCAUCAACAACACGAAGGGACACUGCGGCUCCAUCGUGCAGUCGAACAGCACACACAUCAUGUACAAAAACACCGUCUGGAUAGAGAGUGUGAACAACACGGGGAACGUCAUCACCAGAGACAAAACCAUCAACGUGGAGUUUUCCUGCGCCUACGAACUGGACCUGAAGAUCUCCCUGGAGACCGUCCUCAAACCCAUGCUCAGUGUGAUUAACCUCACGUUACCAACCCAGGAGGGAAACUUCAUCACAAAGAUGGCUCUGUAUAAGAACGGCUCGUACCGCCAGCCGUACAGGGAGGGGGAGGUGGUGCUCAGCACGCGGGACGUCCUGUUCGUGGGCGUCUUCGUGGAGGGUGCCGAUGAGAACCAGCUCAUCCUCAUCGUGAACAUGUGCUGGGCCACGCCGUCACGCUACAGCAGCGACCGCCUCCGCUACAUCAUCAUAGAGAGGGGGUGUCCAAACAUUAAGGACAACACCAUCGGCAUGGCAGAGAACGGCGUCUCGCUCACCUGCCGCUUCCACGUCACCGUCUUCAAGUUCAUCGGGGAUUACGACGAGGUCCACCUCCACUGCGACGUCUCGCUCUGCGACUCGGACACAAACGCCUGCAAAGUGAACUGUCCACACAAGAGGAGGAUGUACUCAGAGGACCAGAACCAUCAAGAGCACAUACUGAGUGUGGGACCCAUAAGAAGGAGAGAAUCCGACUGGUGCGAGUACCACAACGGAGGCUGUGAGCAGAUCUGCUCCAGUAAAGGAACCGGACCAGUGUGCAGCUGUGUGACUGGGAUGCUGCAACGGGACGGGAGAAGCUGCCGGACCGUGAGCUCGAGCUGUACCGUUCCACCUGCGGUUCCUCUGCUGGUCGCCGGCGCUGUGAUCUCCGUGUUCCUGGCUCGCACUCAGACGCCUCUUCUCUCCUAACACCCCGAGAGCCGAGGACGACGCCAACAGACGACGCGGAUCAAACUCAUGUUCAAUUCAACCAGAAUUAUUGUAAAAAAUGUAACUUUGCAAUCAAACAUUUAUUUGACAUUUUCAUUUUUAGAUUGGUCCAUGUCCCGUUCACUAACAUGGAGGAGGGGUUUAUGAAUUUUACUGCAGCCAGCCA